This is a messenger RNA of Penicillium digitatum Pd1, 3465 nucleotides long. RefSeq lists its product as uncharacterized. The record is from RefSeq and is a predicted model, not a curated record. Gene Ontology annotation, molecular function: protein binding. NCBI's taxonomy places the organism in Eukaryota, Fungi, Ascomycota, Eurotiomycetes, Eurotiales, Aspergillaceae.
AUGUUGACACGUGCGAACCAGGGGGGCAAUGCCGAGAAGGGGCAGGGCUACAUCGCAGCCUUAGACCAGGCGCGGAGUCAGGGAAAAUGGGAUGACCUCCCCGAAUUGAUUCGAAAAGUCACAAAACACGCACCGCAAAGGACUUGCCUAAUCCAGACCGCAACAGCGGAAUCGCGUGUGAUUGCAUAUCUUCAACAAAAGUCCUCCGGCGACUCAUCUUCUUCCUUACCGGGUCUCGUCGAGCUGAUACCGGCCCUGUUGAUGACAAUUGAGAACAGUGACGGAUCACCACAAGAACUAUUUCAAGCACAGGUCUGCGUGGGGUGGAUACAUUGGGCUUUGGACGAUCAAGGACUUUCGGUAUCGCGCCUUCCUAAGGACUUCGCGGCAACACUUGAUAGUUUGGCCAGUGGAGGGGAGCAGCCUACUUCGUGGACUGAGGUCUGUUUAGUGAAGGGAUGCUACAUAAAGGCAACCGCACAAUCCACCGUUACGGACAUUAAUGAGACGCUGGAGACAUUUACAUCUCUAAUCCCGUGGCUAAGCGGCGGCAAAUUAGCCUCAAUCACCACCUCGCAAUUCUUGGACUGGUCCGAGACACUUCUGGGCAAUGGUGCUCUUCUAGCCAGCAAUGAAGUUAUUAAACACAUGCCCUAUUCGGAUUCUCGGCAUGCAGAUCUUGCUUUUCAACUGCUAAGGCUGUGGGCGGCUCAUCCUGCCGUUAAACAGGGGGGCUCUGCUAAAAGCCCAUCGAAUGUGUGCCUGGCUCCCCGAUCAUCCGUAUGGGCUGCUUAUUAUAAGUUGCUCACAGCGGCCUUACGGGGCGAGCUUACAUACACGGGCCCCAAUGAUGGACCGGACCGCCCACAGCUCUCCAGUGAAUUCCGCCGAGUAGAGACUAACUACGAACGCAGUUUUCUCUCUGAAAUCUUGUUUCCUACGGCCAGCUCGCAGAAUUCCCAAGUCGAGGAAUGGGUGGAGCAGGUGAUCAGUAACUGGCAAAUCUUGUGUGGUCCCGAGUGGCAGGAUUCGGACGUCGGCGAAGGAGGUCAGGAUGAGGUUGGUCGUAAUGUUUUAGAGAUACUGUACCGAGCAGCGGCAAAGACCUACCACUCUCAUUUGGUACUCCGACGUCUCUUCCAUGUUCAUUCUGCUUUAACGGACUUUGACCUCGCUGUGAAGGCGCUCGAUUCCUACAUCGAAAUCGUCACUGCAGCCAAAGAAAGGGCAGAGAAGUCUGCCGAGUCAGGAGAGCUGGAAAAGGAUGAAGUUUUGCUGCAGACGCUCUCCGAAGGAGUCAUAUUAUUGAGCUGUUAUGGCUCGCUUGAAGAGGCAGAAAAGGCCCGAGAUCUGACUGAAAUGAUUAGAGAUUAUGUUGACAAGCACAACACACCUCCCACAAACGGCCAGAUCAAUGGCAACUCCGUCAAAGUGCCAAACAUCCCUCCCUCCGUUCUGGCCUCCUCCUACCGAGCCGUCGGUGUUGGACUUGCUUGCUGGGCAAGCUGGACUCCUGCGAAUGAAUCACGCGAUGAAAUCAGAGCCGAUGCAAUCGAAUACCUCAAAAAAAGUCUUGCUCCGGAAUUGGGAAGUAGCUUAAGCUAUUCCUCACUUUACACACUAGGCCUUGUCUUGGCCGAGAACAGAGAUUUGGACACUGCAAUUGACUAUGUCAAGUCAGCUCUGACGCCAAGCAGUUCGUCUACUGCGGUAUCUGAUGAUCUUUCCAAAGAGCGUGACUUAGUAUCUCUGUGGCAUCUGCUUGCGCUGCUGCUGAGUGCGAAGCAAGAGUUUGAGAUUGCUGGACGUUCAUGUGAGGCUGCAUUUGAGCAGUUUCCCCGAGAGUUGUUCUCAAAGAGUCAUCGCGAGCGACGUUCAACAAAGCACUCGCAAAACCCCAACCGGCGCCCGGUCGUUAGCAGAUUGCAAGGCAGAGAAAAAGAAGGCAUUAUCCAAACUCGCAUUACGCAGCUUGCGUUCAUCGAGCUCUUAGAAGGACCCGAAGCUGCUGUUAACCACAGCACAGAAUUAUUGAGUCUUUUUGGCAUUCUUUUCCAAGACUUGAACCUCGAGGCUGGAGAGACCCAAGCCAAGGCAGACCACCUUGUACCACCAAAGAGCUCUGCCGGAACUAUCAAAAGCAUUCGGGGAAGUAUUUUCGGCCGAAACAGAACAAACCAAAUACCAGAUCGCCGUGCUGAUCAGAGUGAUCAGAGUAAUGGUUCUGACUCUGUUGUUCUCGUUCCACCCACCCCGGCUAUUCCCAAUGGUCUUGUGACGGAUGCCCCAUCAGUUCAAGUCACGGGUGAAGACCCCCACAACCGUCAGGGACGACCACCAACAAUUGGGAGGGCAGAUUCCAAGAAAUUGAAAAAGCGAAGUUCAAGCUUUCAUAAAAACGAGAGGCCGCGCGUGGAAGAGCCUCCGCUUCCUACUGCGGACGAAACAUCCGCCGAAGAGGCCGAUUUGGCAUUUUCUGGCAACACAUCACCGGAGUCUGCGAUCCAUAUUACCCAAGGCAAACAGCCACUGCCGGCGAUGGCACACAACAUGAAUCACAAAGAUCAAGCUCCCCCCGCUGGCCAUGAGGAACAACCCCCUACGCAGGAAAUAUGGCCCCCAAUCAGCCACCGUUUCGAUUCUCCCACAAGCGCUGUCACGAAGUUUUCUCUUGCUCAAUCCCAGAAGCAUGCCUUGGGUCUUCUCAUUGAAAUAUGGCUUGUAAUUGCUGGUCUUUAUCGCAGAGCGUCUCUGUUCGACGAUGCCCGUGAAGCUUGCGAAGAAGCCUCGAAACAAGCCGCGCGAGUAGAAGCACUUGUUGCUUCACUUGAAUCCUCAGCUCGUUCUUUUAGCAAGCGCGGCUGGGGUGCUUCAAAAAGCUCUGAGGAGCUCUGGGCCGAUGUCUACGCGGAACAGGGUCUCUUGUCCCAGGCUCAAUCGAGCCCUCAUCAGGCCAUCAGGCACUUUGAGGAAGCGCUGCUGCGCUACCAAGACCACCCAACAGCGACCAUUGGACUUGCCAAUCUUCUCUUGGAUAUUUGGGACCAGAAAUUGACCCCAGAACCAUCGAAUGCUGACGUGGAUCUUAACGUCUCUCGUCUGUCAUUGCUCUCGGAGACCCCGAAGCCCCAGUCCGCGAAGGCUAUCUCGACCGACGAUCUCAAGGUAUCAAGCGAUAUCAAGAAUGUGGGCGCCGAAGACGCCCCUCUAUCUGCGCAAGAAGUCGAGCCUAAGCAACUGCAUCGUCUCGCGGCCCGCGAUCGCGCCUAUGGGCUUCUUUCGGCGUUGACAAAGCUCGGGAGCUCCUGGGACAACUCCGAGGCUUGGUAUGCGUUGUCGAGAGUAUAUGAGGCCGGUGAACAGGUCGAAAAGCUGAAAGAAGUGCUUUGGUGGUGCAUUGAACUGGAGGACCGACGGCCAAUUCGGCACUGGUCUAACAUCGGCUCCGGUGUCUAUGUCCUCUAA